CACAGGGAGAAAGAUGGAGGAAAGGGGGGGGGCAGCCCCUUGAGCGCAGGCGCAGAAGCAGGAAAUCGGCAGGAAGGGAGAGGGAGGAGCGGGCUCGGUGCCCUCGGCUUUGCAAGGGUUAAAAGGAGCAGAGCUGGAUUCCUAGAGAGGACAGCAAGUGAAGGGGGGGUGAAGUCCUCCCUGGCCAAAUUCCCUCCCUCCCUUCCGGCUGCUUUCUUCUCUCUCCUCGGACCCUGCAGCUUGUUUUGGCUCCUCGACUCCUCAGGAAGGAUGAAAGAGACGGAUCCUGCCAAGCUAGCAAGGAUGGAAGGAGGAAGAUGGACGGUUGACCUGGUCAGGUUGUCUCCUGCAUCCCUCCCCACAACCUCUGAGCUUUCCCUCCCAGGGACCUCAGAGAGAUCUGGACCCUGCAGCUUGUUUUGGCUCCUCGACUCCUCAGGAAGGAUGAAAGAGACGGAUCCUGCAAAGCUAGCGAGGAUGGAAGGGGGAAGAUGGACGGUUGACCUGGUCAGGUUGUCUCCCGCAUCCCUCCCCACAACCUCUGAGCGUUCCCUCCCAGGGACCUCCGAGAGAUCUGAUGGUGAAGAAUUGGAAGGGAGAAACAAGGGGGACCACAACAGAAGCCACAUAGCAGAGAAGUCGUAUAAAUAUUCAGAGUGUGGAGAAAACAUCCGUCAGAGCUCCCAGUCCACGUCCCAUCAAAGAAAGAGCUUCUUAGAGAGGGAUAGCCUCACUUCACAUGAAAGAACAAAGAGUAGGGAGAAAUUGUAUCAGUGCUUGGAAUGUGGAAAGAGCUUUAGUCAGAAGCAGAGUCUCAAUUCCCAUCAAAAAGUUCAUACAGGGGAGAAACCUUAUAAGUGCUUGGAGUGUGGAAAGAGCUUCAGGCAAAGUGGCCAUCUCACUUCCCAUCAACGAAUUCAUACAGGGGAGAAACCCUAUCAAUGCUUCGAAUGUGGAAAGAGCUUUACUCUAAGUGGUGAUCUCACUUCCCAUCAAAGAGUUCAUUCAGGGGAGAAACCCUAUCAGUGCUUUGAAUGUGGAAAGAGCUUCAGUCACAGUAAUAGUCUCACUUCCCAUCAAAGAAUUCAUACAGGGGAGAAACAUUAUCAGUGCUUGGAAUGUGGAAAGAGCUUCAGGCAAAGUAGCAAUCUCACUUCCCAUCAACGAAUUCAUACAGGGGAGAAACCCUAUCAAUGCCUGGAAUGUGGAAAGAACUUCAAUCGGAAGGAUAAUCUCAUUUCCCAUCAAAGAAUUCAUACAGGAGAGAAACCCUAUCAGUGCUUCGAAUGUGGGAAGAGCUUCAGUCACAGUAAUAGUCUCACUUCCCAUCAAAGAAUUCAUACAAAUGAGAAACACUAUCAGUGCUUAGAGUGCGGAAAGAGCUUUAAUCGGAAGGAUAGUCUCAUUUCCCAUCAAAGAAUUCAUACAGGAGAGAAACCCUAUCAGUGCUUCGAAUGUGGGAAGAGCUUUAGACUCAGGCAUAGUCUCACUUCUCAUCAAAAAAUUCAUACCGGGGAGAAACCAUAUCAAUGCCUGGAAUGUGGGAAGAGCUUCAGUCAGGGGAUCGGUCUCACUUCCCAUCAACGAAUUCAUAGAGGGGAGAAACCCUAUCAGUGCUUUGAAUGUGGGAAGUGCUUCAGUCAAAGGAAUAAUCUCACUUCCCAUCACAGAAUUCAUACAGGGGAGAAACCCUAUAAGUGCUUGAAAUGUGGAAAGAGCUUCAGUCAGCGGAUCCAUCUCACUUCCCAUCAACAAAUUCAUACAGGGGAGAAACCCUAUCAGUGCUUUGAAUGUGGGAAGAGCUUCAGUCAGCAGAUCCAUCUCACUUCCCAUCAACGAAUUCAUACAGGAGAGAAAGCCUAUCAGUGCUUGGAAUGUGGAAAGAGCUUCAGUCAGCAGACCCAUCUCACUUCCCAUCACAGAAUUCAUACAGGGGAGAAACCAUAUCAAUGCCUGGAAUGUGGAAAGAGCUUCAGUCAGAAGGGUAAUCUCAUUUCCCAUCAAAGAAUUCAUACAGGAGAUAAACCCUAUCAGUGCAUGGAAUGUGGAAAGGGCUUCAGUCACAGGCAUAGUCUCACUACGCAUCAAAGAAUUCAUACAGGCGAGAAACCAUAUCUGUGCUUGGAAUGUGGAAAGAGCUUCAGUCAGCGGAUCCAUCUCACUUCCCAUCAACGAAUUCAUACAGGGGAGAAAGCAUAUCAAUGCCUGGAAUGUGGAAUGAGCUUCAGUCACGGAUUCUAUCUCACUUCCCAUCACAGAAUUCAUUCAGGGGAGAAACCAUAUCAGUGCUUGGAAUGUGGGAAGAGCUUCACUUUCAGGCAGAGUCUCACUUUGCAUCAAAGAAUUCAUACAGGGGAGAAACCCUAUCUGUGCUUGGAAUGUGGAAAGAGCUUCCGGGAGGGGGCUAAGCUCACUUCCCAUAAAAGAAUUCAUACAGGGGAGAAACCCUAUCAGUGCUUGGAAUGUGGGAAGAGCUUCACUUUCAGGCAGAGUCUCACUUCCCAUCAAAGAAUUCAUACAGGGGAGAAACCAAAAAAGGAAAAGGAAAAAGGGGAAAUUAUUAAACAACCCUUACAAAACAUAAUUGUAUAAAAAAAGCGAAUGGGGGAGAAUAUCUUAAAAUACUCUUUAUCACAUUUGUAUCAUAUAUAUCAUAUCAUUUAUCAACCCAUAGAAAGGCAGGCUCCAGGUCUUCCGGUCGAUCAUGCAGCCAUUACGGUCGGGAGUGAGCUCGUUUGAGUGAACCCCGGUGCGUCAAAGGCUGGGGAUACCACUCCAGCGCAGCGGAUUCCCUUAGAAACUCAAAUCGAGCUUUUGGGGGACCUGGACCUCUGGCAGCGUGGAUUGCGGGCUCCCCCUCCCCAGAAAGGCUCUGUUUUGAGCCCCCGAGAACGAGGGGGUCGGAGCUGUAGCGCAUCGGACAAAUUGCUUCCUUUGACAACGCUAAGCUGCAGGACUGAGUGGCAAUAGCGGUUGAUAUUAAAGGAAUGUGCCCUGAGUACUUUUGACAUUUGGCUUAUUUAGCUAAUUUGAGAGAAUUUGGAUACAGAAUAGGAGAUUUAAAACGGAAGCCAGCCCCUUUCCGCUGAUAGUGAGAAGCCAUUGUGACGUAACAAUGCGAGAGUGAAAGUGUUUUAAAUCCUGCCCUGCGGAAAGUGAAAGAGAGACUGGUUCCCAGCCUUGUCCCUGAUUGUUUGGAUUACAAAAGUUAUCUUUGACCUUGAAAGUCUGAGUUCCCAGCUGGGAGAUGAUAUUGGAAUUUAUGAAAGAAAAUAGACAAAGUUUACAGAGCCUUGCCACAGACGUUAAAGCAAAUACCCAGUGUCUGCAGGAAUUUAAAAAAGAUUUUGGAACUUUAAAAAAGGAUCUGCAAGAGGUAAAAAUAGAGGUUGCAGGUUUGCAAACAAGAAUCACAUAAAUUGAAUCAGUUAAAUUAUCAGAUUUGAAAAAAUUGCAGGAGGGGACCCAAACGUCAAUCACCUUCCUGCAAUUCAUAGAAUCAUAGAGUUGGAAGAGACCACAAGGUCCAUCCAGUCCAACCCACUGCCAAGCAGGAAACACCAUCAAAGCAUUCCUGACAUAUGGUUGUCAAGCCUCUUCUUAAAGACCUCCAAAGGACACAGUACUCCAGGUGAGGUCUGACCAGAGCAGAAUACAGUGGUACUAUUACUUCCCUUGAUCUAGAUGCUAUACUCCUAUUGAUGCAGCCCAGAAUUGCAUUGGCAUUUUUAGCUGCUGCAUCACACUGUUGACUCAUGUCAAGUUUGUGAUCUACCAAUACUCCUAGAUCCUUUUCACAUGUACUGCUCUCAAGCCAGGUGUCACCAUUCCUGUAUUUGUGCCUUUCAUUUUAAUUUUUUGCCCAAGUGUAGUACUUUACAUUUCUCCCUGUUAAAAUUCAUCUUGUUUGCUUUGGCCCAGUUGUCUAAUCUGUUAAGGUCAUGUUGAAGUGAGAUCCUGUCCUCUGGGGUAUUAGCCACCCCUCCCAAUUUGGUGUCAUCUGCAAACUUGCUCAGGAUGCCCUCAAGCCCAUCAUCCAAGUCAUUGAUAAAGAUGUUGAAUAAGACUGGGCCCAAGACGGAACCCUGUGGCACCUCACUAGUCACUUCUCUCCAGGAUGAAGAGGAGCCAUUGAUGAGCACCCUUUGGGUUUGGUCAGUCAGCCAGUUACAAAUCCACUGAAUGGUAGCAUUGUCUAGCCCACAUUUUACCAGCUUCUUUACAAGAAUAUCAUGGGGCACCUUGUCAAAGGCAUUGCUGAAAUCAAGAUAGGCUUCAUCCACAGCAUUCCCUUCAUCUACCAGGCUUGUAAUUCUGUCAAAAAAUGAGCUCAGAUUAGUCUGACAUGACUUAUUUUUCAGAAACCCAUGCUGACUUUUAGUGAUCACAGCAUUCCUUUCUAGGUGCUCACAGACCGUUUGCUUAAUGAUCUGCUCUAGAAUCUUUCCUGGUAUUGAUGUCAGGCUGAUUGGGCGGUAAUAUUUGGGUCCUCUCUUUCCCCCUUUUUGAAAAUAGGGACAACAUUUGCCCUCCUCCAGUCUGCUGGGACUUCGCCUGUUCUCCAGGAAUUCUCAAAGAUUAUUGCCAGUGGUUCUGAAAUCACCUCUGCCAGUUCUUUUAAUACUCUUGGAUGUAGUUCAUCUGGCCCUGGAGACUUGAAUACAUCUAAACUAGACAAGUAUUCCUGUAUUACCUCCUUACUUGUUAUGGGCUGUGUUUCCCCUGCUGAAUCAUCUGCUCCAUAUUCUUCAGGUCGGGCAUCGUUUUAUUUUUUGGAGAAGACUGAGGCAAAGUAGGCAUUGAGGAGUUCUGCCCUUUCUCUGUCCCCUGUUCGCAUUUCACCAUCUUCUCCUUCUAUGACGUCACAAUGAGAGUCUGGCUAGAGUGAGCGGAGCCCCGCUCCCAGGUUUAAGAAAGCGAUUUCUGAAAUGUCUUUAAAAUCUCAGUUUGCAGGCUUGUUUUAGAGCCCUGCUCUCUCUUAAAUUGUUUCAAAGGGUCGAAGAAAUAAAGGCUACAAAGUUUCUGAAUAGAGUUCACUGAGGAGACUGCUUUUUGCUUUCCGUUCUGCCGCAGGGGGGGGGGAGCCAGACCUCCGUGUUUAAGAGCUCUCCCGUUGGCCGAAUUAAGCUGAAUUUCCGAUUUAAUGGUGUUACUCACUGUGGCCAAGUUAGUUCCAGAUUUUAGAAGAUUUUUAGAGGAAAGUUGGUCGCUGUUCCGCCGCCAGAAAUCGGAGCUGCUACAUUGAAGGGAAGCGCUGUGCCUGCCGUGUCCGUGCCUACCACCUUCCCCGCUCUCACACCCUUAUUAGGGCUCUUCGGGGGGGGAAGGGAGGUAAAAAAAAAGACAGCUGCCAGGUCGCCAAGGCUUCAGGACGCUCUACCUGAAGUUUCAGGGGGGCUGCGCGCUCUGCAAACCCCCCAGAACCCUUCAAAGGACCGGGCGCUCGCGACCAACCCGGAAGUCUUAACUUGAAUUGGUUCUCAACCUCCAUUAAAAUAUUAUAUUUCAACCAUCUAUCUCCAUAUUCAACCUUUUAUGCUUCUUAGCCUCCAAAGGUGAAAUCCACCUGGGUGUUUUUCUUUCUAACAAAUCCUUACAUCUUAUCCAAACAUUAUACAAUGAUUUCCUUAUUAUAUGGUUUUUAAAACCUUUAUGGGCAUUUCACUUGUCAUACCAUAGAUAUGUAUGCCAUCCAAAUGCAUUAUCAAAACCUUCUAAAUCUAACAUCUGUAUUUUCCAACAAAACCCACUCUUUCAGCCAACAAAAGGCCGCUGCUUCAAAAUAGAUUUUUAAAUCUGGCAGUGAGAAACCACCCCUUUCUUUUACAUCUGUUAAUAACUUAUAUUUAAUUCUAGGUGUCCCCCCCCCCGUCAGAUAAAUUUAGACGAUGACUUUUGCUGUUCUUUAAAACAAUUCAACUUACGGUAUCAACAACUGUCGCGGUCACUCUGACCUGCACAUCACCCCCGGACGUUUGACGGUCUAUUGGUGAUGUGCCUACGACAAACAAAUACAUUCAGUCACUCACACACCUCAGACCAGGUUAUCUUAAAAUGAAACAAGAUAGUUUAUUUGAAUGUUCUUAUGCGUGAUGGUUACGGUACAAAGCUUAAACGGGUUCAAAUAACAGAUGGUUCCUAUACCGGCCUAAUACCUCUAAAUCUGAAUUACCGGCCUAUUACCUCUAAAAAUAACUAAUAUUAUCUAUCACUAUUCUCAUCACACUGUAUCCUGUCUAUCUCCCUGUUUAACAACCACCUCAAUAUUAACCAGCUCUUAUCUUCACACCAACUCUAACCUGACUGACUUCAACCAACAACUCCCUUCAACCACCUUACUGACUCCAGGGUUGGGGUUUUUAUACUCCCCCAGAGCCCUCCCCCCUGGGUUCUUAGGGUUCUAACAGGGUUAACCCUCUACAGCCUGGCUAAUUUUUAAACUGAUCGCCACAACAACCAUUGAAAGAUUUGUGUAAUGAAAUUUUGAAUGGAGGAGAGGCCCCCGAGUCUUGGAAAGAGGCUUAUAUCACGCUGAUACCUAAACCGGAUACAGAUAGAACGCAAGUGAAGAAUUAUCGCCCAAUCUCCUUACUUAAUGUGGAUUACAAAAUAUUCGCUAACAUUUUAGCCUCCAGAUUGAAAAAGGUUCUAAAAGAUUUUAUCCACCAUGACCAAGCUGGAUUCCUACUGGGAAGACAUAUGAAGGACAAUAUUAGGAAUGUCGUGGAUAUAUUGGAGAUGUUGGAGCAGAAAAUAAACAAAAAAGCCAUUUUGAUGUUCAUAGAUGCAGAGAAGGCCUUCGAUAAUAUUUCUUGGCUAUUUUUAAUAAGGAACUUAGAAAAAAUGGGGAUAGGCCAAAACUUUUUGAAUGGAGUAAAUUCCGAGCAAAAAGCUAAGAUAAUUGUAAACAACAUGGUUUCAGAAGAAAUUAGAAUUGAGAAAGGUACAAGACAAGGGUGUCCCCUCUCCCCCUUACUUUUUAUAUUGGUCCUGGAAGUUUUACUUGAUAGGUCUAGUUACAGGUAGGUAGCCGUGUUGGUCUGAGUCGAAGCAAAAUAAAAAAAAUCCUUCAGUAGCACCUUAAAGACCAACUAAGUUUUUAUUUUGGUAUGAGCUUUCGUGUGCAUGCACACUUCAUCAGAUACCGCAUGCACACGAAAGCUCAUACCAAAAUAAAAACUUAGUUGGUCUUUAAGGUGCUACUGAAGGAAUUUUUAAGGUGCUACUGAAGGAAAUUUUUUAUUUUACUUGAUAGGAUUAGGAAAGAUGAUGAAAUAAAAGGUGUGUCUGUAGGGAAGAAACAAUAUAAACUUAAAGCCUUUGCAGAUGACCUCGUUUUGACUUUGCAAGAUCCAGAGUCCAGUGUUCAAAGGGCUCUGGAAGUAAUUCAAGAGUUCGGAAGGGUAGCAGGUUUUAAACUGAAUAAAUCAAAAACUAAAGUAUUAGACAAAAAUUUGAAUAUUGAGGAAAGAGAAAAAUUACAAGAAGCAACUGGUUUAUCUUUUGUUAAGAAAGUGAAGUACCUUGGUGUUAAUAUGACUUCUAAGAAUUUGAAUCUGUUUAAAGAUAACUAUGUUAAAUUGUUCUGGUUACAGUUUUUAUUUUGGUAUGAGCUUUCGUGUGCAUGCACACUUCUUCAGAUACAGUGAAAUGGGAGUCCCCAGGCACUUAUGUAGAGAAGGGGUGGGGAGGGGUGGGGAUGGGGAGGGGGGAUCACUCAGAAGGGUGGUGGAAAUGGGUGAUUGACUGACUGAUAGCUGUUGAUGACCGAAAUUGUUAUGUUAAAUUGUUGAAUGAAGUUAAGAAUGACUUAGAAACCUGGACUAAAUUGAAAUUGUCUCUGUUGGGCCGUAUAGCUACUGUUAAGAUGAAUGUUUUGCCAAAAAUGUUGUUUAUGUUUCAAGCUUUGCCAAUAAUUGAAAAGUUGGACUGUUUUAAAGAAUGGCAAAAGGUGUUAUCAAAAUUUAUAUGGCAAGGGAAGAAGCCAAGAAUUCAAGUUAAAACCAUAUGAGCAAGUGGUGGAUUUCACCUUUGGAGGCUAAGAAGCAUAAAAGGUUGAAUAUGGAAGAUAGAUGGUUGAAAUAUAAUAUUUUAAUGGAGGUUGAGAACCAAUUCAAGUUAAAACCAUAUGAGCAAUUAAAAGAUAAAUUGGAUGAUUGGUUCCAAUAUGUUCAAAUAAAUUAAGUAUUUAAGAUGGAUAAGAAAAUUGGUUUCCAGAUAGAAAAAUCCAAGUUGGAAAUGGAAUUAAUGGAGACAAAAACGAAAAAUAUUUCCAGAAUGUAUAAUUUAUUAUUGGAAUGGCAUACGAAAGACGAGCAAGUGAAAUCAGUGAUGAUUGAUUGGACUAAAGAUGUGGGGCAUAAUAUCAUGAUGGAGGAUUGGGAGAGGUUGUGGAAAAAGGGAAUUAAAUUUACAGCAUGUCAUGUACUAAGGGAAAACUUAAUGAAAAUGAUGUAUAGAUGGUAUUUAACACCUGUUAAGUUGGCUAAAAUUUAUCAUAAUCAUGAUAAUAAGUGCUAGAAGUGUAAAGAAGUAGAAGGAACCUUCUGCCAUAUGUGGUGGAUGUGUCCCAAAGUAAAAGACUUCUGGGAAAGGAUUUAUAAUGAACUGAAGAAAGUGUUGAAAAACACAUUUAAUAAGAAACCGGAAGCCUUUUUACUUGAAAUAAUAGGGGAAGAAAUUCCCAAAAAGGAUGUUACUUUCUUUUUGUAUGCCACGACAGCAGCAAGAAUUUUAAUUGCAAAAUACUGGAAGAAACAAGAAUUACCAGGUAGAAGAAUGGCAGGUGAAGAUGACAGGGAGACUCCGAGACCAGAAAGAAGAGAUGGUGGAAGAAGAGUGGAAAAAGUUUAUUUAGGGAAAUAUUGCUGUGUAUAAAUAUUUGGACUUCUGUGGAAGAAAUUUAUUUUAGGCUUUAGGGAAUGAAGUAGAUGUUAGGAGAUUAGUUAAAAUGAAUGUAAUGUAAUUGUUAUGAGGUAAAGGAAUGAUAAUGUUAAACUGUAGAAAAUGUUUAAGAUUAGGAUUUAUGAAACUACUAAAGAUGAAGAGAAAUGAAAAUCAGAUGGGGGGACUUGGGGAAGUCCCAAAGACAAUGAUUUGAGAAGUUGACGAAAAGUGAAAAGAAUCUUUGUAUUGUUUUUGUUUGUUUUUUGUUUUGUUAUAAUGUUAUAUUGUUGGUUUUUGUGUGUGUGUUUACAGUGUUAUAAAAUUAAUAAAAAAUGUGUUGUUGUUUUUUAAAAAAAGGCAGGCUCCCCCAGCUGUCCCCUGGGUGCCCCUCUCUUCUCGUGUUGAUCAACGUCGCGUGCAUGAUGUCAUGAUGUCACAUGGCAUCGCUCACGUGGGACCCUCGAUCUCCUUAUGGAGAUUCUUAUUAUACUUAGGCAUUUUUAGGAUUGUAUUUGACUCUUGGAAAUGGCUUUGGAGCUUUUCAUGAACCCAAUAAGCUAAGUCAUGCUGACGCCUCUCCCUCUCCCCCCUUUUUAAAAGGUGAUGAAGAUGUCAGUCUGCAGAGAGAAUGGGGGGUGGGCUGGGGGGCAGUGGGGGCUGAACCAUAGGAAAGGAAAGGCCACUGGGUCCAAGCCCCAAGGUCGUCCAUCUUUGUCCAGCUUCAAAUGACCUGCUGGCGAAAGGUGCCCCUUGGGAAAGCCACCGGCUGAAGGUCGUGGUCCUCUGCUUCUGAGGUUCAUUCCUUUGCCUGGGAGACGGUCCAUGGCUCUGUGCUCCCUUGGGCCAGUGCACCCCUUCCUCAUCCUGCUGCCCUCAGGUGCAGCCCCCAUCUCCCAUCCUCAGAGGUAGGAGCGGCCCAAGACAUUUUGCUGCCUGAGGAAAAGGAGAAUCACGGAAUCAUAGAAUCCUAGAGUUGGAAGAGACCACAAGGGCCAUCCAGUCCAACCCCCUGCCAAGCAGGAAACACCAUCAAAGCAUUCCUGACUGAUGGCUGUCAAGCCUCUGCUUAAAGACCUCCAAAGAAGGAGACUCCACCACACUCCUUGGUAGCAAAUUCCACUGCCAAACAGCUCUUACUGUCAGGAAGUUUUUCCUAAUGUUUAGGUGGAAUCUUCUUUCUUUUAGUUUGAAUCCAUUGCUCCGUGUCCGCUUCUCUGGAGCAGCAGAAAACAAACUUUCUCCCUCCGCUAUAUGACAUCCUUUUAUAUAUUUGAACAUGGCUAUCAUAUCACCCCCUUAACCUUCUCUUCUCCAGGCUAAACAUACCCAGCUCCCUAAGCCGUUCCUCAUAAGGCAUCGUUUCCAGGCCUUUGACCAUUUUGGUUGCCCUCUUCUGGACACGUUCCAACUUGUCAGUAUCCUUCUUGAACUGUGGUGCCCAGAACUGGACACAGUACUCCAGGUGAGGUCUGACCAGAGCAGAAUACAGUGGUACUAUUACUUCCCUUGAUCUAGAUGCUAGACUCCUACUGAUGCAGCCCAGAAUUGCAAUUCCCAUUAUCUGCAUCAAACCUGACUAGAUGGGGAGUUGACUCUUAAGCCAACACUGGUGAUGUUCCGGCACCUCGCAUGGCACUCAUUUUUUUUCUUUUUUAGUUUCCUUUUUCUAUUUUUCAAAUUUAUACAUUUCAUUAGUUUUACAAACAAUUUGACAUUUCCAAAUUUCUUUCCCCUCUUUCUGCGGUUCCUUAAAUUAUUUUUUCCCAAAAAUAUCUUCUGUAUAUCCAAAUUCAUUUAACUUGCUCACUCAUUUAUCAAACCAAAGUAGUAGGUAAAAAUCUUUUGAAUGAAGAAAUAAUUAGAUUGGAAGAAACUACUGGCCUGAGUUUUCUUUUUAAAAAGUGAAAUAUUUGGGUGUGAAUUUGACAGCAGAAAGUUUGAAUUUGUAUAAAGACAAUUUUGAAAAGUUGUGGAAAGACGUUACAAGAGAUUUAUAUAUGGUCUGAUUUGCAAUUGUCUCUGAUGGGCCAAAUGUCUGUGGUAGGGGAAGAAACCAAGAAUCUAUA
This is a messenger RNA of Zootoca vivipara (common lizard), 10952 nucleotides long. RefSeq lists its product as uncharacterized. The record is from RefSeq and is a predicted model, not a curated record. Gene Ontology annotation, biological process: regulation of transcription by RNA polymerase II. Gene Ontology annotation, molecular function: DNA-binding transcription factor activity, RNA polymerase II-specific; RNA polymerase II cis-regulatory region sequence-specific DNA binding. NCBI's taxonomy places the organism in Eukaryota, Metazoa, Chordata, Lepidosauria, Squamata, Lacertidae.